Molecule: messenger RNA, 4197 nt
Organism: Closterium sp. NIES-65
Lineage: Eukaryota; Viridiplantae; Streptophyta; Zygnematophyceae; Desmidiales; Closteriaceae
Source: the annotation of a GenBank genome assembly
AUGCAGGCGAGAGAGGCGAGUCGAACCUGGAAGAGCCGCGGACUAAGAGCUUCCGCUCUCGGAAUCCGAAGCCUGGAUUCCAACGGCUUGGCCAAGAUCCCUGGGAUCGGACGGCUGGAAGCAGCUGGGCUGUUUCAGAUGCAAAAGAUCAAACGGCUGGUAUGCGUUCAUCGGGGGAUCGGACGGCGGAGGGGGAUCGCAGACGGAGCGACGGGGGAGGGAGGGGUAGAAUGGGAGGUGGGAGAGGGUGGGACAGGCGGAAUGAGGGAGGCAGGGAGUGGGAGGGCAGGAAGGAAGGAGAUAGGGAGGGUGUGGGAAGGAGGAGGGAGUGGGAGAGUAGAGCUGGGGGUGACAGCGAGGUACAGAGGGGGAGGGGAGAGGGGAGGGGAUGGGAGAGUAGGAGCGGCGGUGGGAGGGAGUGGGAAAAGAGGGGAAUGGCGAGGGAGUGGGGGAACGGGAGAGAGGAGAACAGAAGCGGGGGGGGCGGAGAGUGGGGGAACAGAAGCGGGGGUGGCGGAGAGUGGGGGAACAGAAGCGGGGGUGGCGGAGGGCGGGGGGAGAGGGGCGGCGUUAGAUCAUGGGAGCAGCGCGGGUCGAGGAGCAGCCGAGAGCAUGAGAUGGAGAAGCGGGAGCGGAUGGGGCAGGGGGGGCGAGGAGUGGGGGAUGGCGCAAGUAGCGGGAGCGGUGGCAGGGGGAGCUGGGGGGACAGGGGGAGCAGGGAGGACAGGGGGAGCAGGGAGGACAGGGGUGAACGGGGGGGAAGAGGGGGAAGGGGAGGAAGGGGGAGCAGGGAGGGGAGGAGCAGCUGGGAGGGCAGGGGGAGCAGUGGGGGGAGGAGCAGCUGGGGGGAACGGGGGAGCAGGGGGGGAAGGGGGGCCAGAGGGAGCGGUGGGGGGAGGGGGCGCGGAGGGGGCAUGGGGGGCAGAGGGGACAUGGAGAACGGGGAGAGUAUGGGGGAGAUUGGCAGGGGGAGUGGCAGCAUGGCAGGCGCGCGGAGGAAUAGCUGGGAUAAGGGGAGCGGCGGAAGGAGGGCGGAAGGUGGGGGGGGUAGGGGUGAAAGGGGCGGAAAAGGGAGAAGGGGGAGAAGGGGCGGAGGCGGCGGAGGGGAAGGAGGGGUACAAGGGGGUAUUCUGGGUGAGUGGAAGUGGGUAUAAGGGCACGGGGAGGGAUCGACGGCGCGAUGUGAGUGGCGCUCUUGGCACCACUGGGGAUGGGGAGAGGUGGAUGGAGGGCGGGGAUGAGGGGGAGGAGGAAGAAGAAGAAGAAGAUGAGGAUGAGGAAGAGGAUGAGGAGGAGGAGGAGGAGGAGGAGGAGGAGGAAGAGGAGGAAGAGGAGGAAGAAGGAGAAUAUGAGGAGGAUGAAGAGGAAGAGGGGGAGGAGGAGGGAGAGGAGAGAGGAUGGAAAAGGAAAGAGACUGGGAUGAAGGUGGCGUGGCUGAUUGAUGAGCUGGCGGUGCUGCGGCCGGCAGCGAUCGUGAAGCUGCUGAACGCGCAGCGGGCGUGGAUAGGGAUGGAGCAUGUGGAGGGGGUGGUCAGAGGGCUGCUGGAGAGAAAGGAGACUCUGCGUGCAAUUCGGGCGCUCAAGUGGGCGCGCCAAACCGCCUUCUACGCACCCAUCCCCGCCCUCUACGCCGACCUGCUGGACGCAGCAACGGCCAAUCAGCACGUGCCACGCGCGCAGGAGCUUUUCGACAUGAUGCUGGCCCACGGGCUGGUGCCCCCUAGAAGAAACUACGAGGGGCUAAUCAGAAUGUUCCUACGAGAAAGCCGGCGGUUGCAGGAGGGGAAGGGUCCGAGUUGGGAAGGGGAGGAGGAAGACGGAACCGGAGGGGUACUUGACAGUCAAGAUAGGAGCAGAGCGGUGGAGAGUGGUGGAGAGGCUGGGAGAGGGCCCGGGGGAUUCAAGGGGUUUAAGGAGAUGAAACAGGCUGAGAAGGAGGCGGCAGAGGUGGAGAGGGGUUGGGAGGUUUACCGGCAGAUGAAGCAGUUUGCAGAGCUCACUCCCAGCAGGGCCAUACAGGAGGAGCUGUGGGCUGUUCUCACUCUCAGGGGUGGCUCUGGGCGGCACUUGGUUAAGGCUGAAGAGCUGUUGAGAGAUAUGGAGGCUGGGGAGGGGAUGGAGGACGGGGAAGGGGAAGGGGAGGGGGAGGGGGAUGGGGAGGAGAGUGAAGUGGGGGAUAAGGAAAUGGAAAGGGUGCGAUCCCCCGCCGAUUCUCGUGUGCGUGCCGCCCGGUAUGCACUACUGUUGCGCCAUGCUGGCCUUGCAGGUGAGAUGGGGAGGGCGGAGGAGGUGGUGGGGGAGAUGGCAGCUGAGGGGAUCCCUGGGUUGCACCUGAGGGAGGCUUAUCUGUCCCUGCUGAGAGGGUAUGUGCGGAUGGGUGGGGGAGGGGGAGGGGGGGUAGUGGACGGGAUAGAGCAGGGAGAGGGGAUGGGAGAAGGUGGGGAAGGGGAAUGGAUGGGAGGGGAGGGUAGGGACGAGGCACGGAAGGCUUUGGAUGCGGUUGGUGGGUGUUUCCGAACCAUGGUUCAGGCUCGGUGCGAGCCGAACCAGGAGGCUUGGAACCUGUACAUCCGUGCGUUGAUCCAGGCUGGGGAGAUCAGAGAAGCUAUGAAGGUGUACAGAGCGAUGCAGAGCAGUGAUGAGGCAACCAAGAAGAGAAAGGAGAAGAGCAAGGGUGGGGGGAGGAAGAAGGGGAAGGGGGUAGGGGCGGGUGCAGGGACGAGCACAGAGGGGGGUGAGGGGAUGGGUGAAUCAGGGAGGGUUACGGUGAUUGGGUCGGGUUUGGAAGGAGGUUUGGCAGUCAGGUUCGGGCCGAACCAGGAGACGUACAACAUGGUGAUAGCUGCUGCUGGUGCAGCUGGUGAUGUUGACACGGUGCGAUCCAUCUAUACUGAUCUUAGGGGCGGUGUUCCUCUUGCUGCCCGUGCUCCUACUGCUGGUGCUUCUGCUGCUGCUUUCGAGGUAGGGGACACAGAGGAAGAGGGGGAAGAAGAGGGAGAAGAGGAUGAAGCAGGGGGGGCACUGGUGCGAAGCGCGCCCGCAAAGCUUAAAGCUAGACUACUCGGUUUGGCGAGGGAAGCCGCCCUGCGAGCGGUCGGCAGACGUCGUCUGCUAGCAGACGAGUCAGCAGGGCUGAAGCUCUCGCAGGAGCAGCGGCAGAUCUUAUCUGGGCUGAUCCUCGCUGGCGCUGACGUGGCGAGCGAUGACGGGGCCGCGACGGCGGCGGUGCGGUUUGCAGUGGCGGCGGGGGAGGAGAGGAGGGAGCGGGUGAUAGAGCACCUGUAUGAGUUGUUUGGGGAGUGGGCUGCUGGACCCAUCGUGGAGGAGGAAGUGAGUGUGGAUGGGGGUGGGGAGGAGGGCGGGGAGGUGAGUGGGGAGGCGGUUGGAAGGAUGAUGGGGAGGGAGGAAGGGGAGGAAGGGGGUGAGAGGGAGGAGGGGGGGAACGGGGAGAGAGAGAGCGAGGAGGGUGACUGGAAGGAGCAGGCAGUGGAUAAUUUCAGGGAGACGGGCAGCAUGGGCAGCUCGGGCAGCACAGUGGGCAGGACGCAGCGGGUGCUGACGUUCAGCACGGUGCCGCACCCCUCGCUGGUGUUCUACCUGCACCAGUACCGCCCUGAGAAGCAGGAUGGGCGGGCCGUUGUGCCCCGCCUCGUGCACAAGUGGCUCACCCCGCGCGCCCUCGCCUACUGGUACAUGUACGCUGGUCAACGCGGUCAACCCGGUCAACGGGGAAAGCAAGGUCAGCCUGGAGGGUCGAUUAUUCUGGAUGCGGGGAUGUACCAGGCGAAGGAGGUGGCGCUUAUAGUGAAGGCGCUUAAAGCGAGGACGAUUGACUGUGCACAGAGCAAGAGGGGGAAGGGGAGCAAAGGGCAGCGUGCUGUGAGAUUCUCGGGGGCCUCGGCUCAAUUUCUAUGGAAAUUCAUGGAGCCUUUUGUUUUGGAAGAAGUUAAGGAAGAGUUGAACCCUGUUGGAGGGGGUGGGAGUGGAGGAGGGAGGAGGGGAGGAGGGAGAGUGGGGUUGGGGAAGUUUACUGUGGGGGAGGGAGGGGUGGUGGUGGGUGAGGAGAAGUUUGUGGGCGGUGCAAAGGGUGUGGCGAAUGAGGGGGCUCGGGAGAGCGAAGAGGACCGGCGGGAAGGCUGGGUGAGCCUGACUCGGGCAGUGAAGGAGGCAAAGCAUGGAGGUUACGAUGAUAGUUGA